AUGGGUCGUAUGCAUUCAUCUGGUAAAGGUAUUUCCUCAUCUGCUAUUCCAUACUCAAGAAACGCACCAUCAUGGUUCAAAUUGUCCAGUGACGAUGUCGUUGAACAAGUUAUCAAGUACGCAAGAAAAGGUUUGACUCCAUCAUCAAUUGGUGUCAUCUUGAGAGAUGCUCACGGUGUUUCUCAAACCAAAGUUGUCACUGGUAACAAGAUUUUAAGAAUUUUGAAAUCAAAUGGUUUGGCUCCAGAAAUUCCAGAAGAUUUGUACUUUUUGAUUAAAAAGGCUGUUUCAGUUAGAAAACAUUUGGAAAGAAACAGAAAAGAUAAAGAUUCUAAAUUCAGAUUGAUUUUGAUUGAAUCUAGAAUCCACAGAUUGGCUAGAUACUACAGAACUGUUGCUGUCUUGCCACCAAACUGGAAAUACGAAUCUGCUACUGCUUCUGCUUUGGUUGCUUAA
Messenger RNA from Lodderomyces parapsilosis, 456 nucleotides. It is a transcript of the gene RPS13, whose product is annotated as 40S ribosomal protein uS15. Gene Ontology annotation, molecular function: structural constituent of ribosome; small ribosomal subunit rRNA binding. The coding region runs from base 1 to 456 and encodes 151 amino acids. Lineage: Eukaryota; Fungi; Ascomycota; Pichiomycetes; Serinales; Debaryomycetaceae. The record is from RefSeq and is a predicted model, not a curated record. Gene Ontology annotation, biological process: translation. Gene Ontology annotation, cellular component: ribosome; cytosolic small ribosomal subunit; nucleolus. The transcript is spliced from 2 exons.